Molecule: messenger RNA, 3213 nt
Organism: Pocillopora damicornis (cauliflower coral)
Lineage: Eukaryota; Metazoa; Cnidaria; Anthozoa; Scleractinia; Pocilloporidae
Product: calcium homeostasis endoplasmic reticulum protein
Biological process (GO): RNA processing; intracellular calcium ion homeostasis
Cellular component (GO): perinuclear region of cytoplasm
Molecular function (GO): RNA binding
Source: RefSeq, a predicted model, not a curated record
GGAGAGAAUAUCAUGGCGGCUUGCACGAGUUGUCAGAGUUGAGGAUUUAGUGCAAAUUAAGUGAUGAAAAUGGAAUCGUAAACUUUUUCCUUGAGUAUGUGUUUGUUACAUGUACAAAGGGGAAUUCCACGAGAAUUUUGUUCAUAAAAAUCAUUGUAAAGUUUUCAUCUCUGACGCUUCUUCUGGAAUCGUUUUGACACAUUUCGCUGUAGCACGGUGAAGAGGAUUAGAUAUCCAGAUGGCUGUGUCUCAAACACCUCCGUUUCCACCCCCAGAAGAUCAAGAUCAGAAGAACAUUAUCGACAAACUUGCAAACUUUGUUGCCCGAAAUGGCAGCAAGUUUGAAGAUAUGACCAAGGAAAAACAGAAGGGAAACCCAAAGUUUGCAUUUUUGUUCAGUGGAGAGCACUACAACUACUACAGAUGGAAGGUUUCAUUUGAAAUUGCUCAACAGCAAACCCAACAACAUUUACAAAACCAGCAACAACUUGCACAGCAAGCAGCAACACAGCUUACUACAAAUCCGCAAGCUCAUUUGGUGCAACAAGCUAUUGUUCAACAGUCAAUAAAUACAGCUCCAUGGCAACAAGCACAACAGCAGGCUCAACAACAGAUGCAAGCCCUUCAACAGCAGGUCCAAGCCACUACAGCCAUAUAUCAGCCUCCUGUUCCUGUUCAGCAACAACCCAGUGAAGUUGAUGUGACAGAACUAGAAAACCUGUUGCAUAAGAUUAUGGAGUCAUGCACAAAAGAUUCUAUAUCUAGUGGAAAGAACUUUAUUUUCAACAAUUCCAAGACAAAGACAAGUUGCUUUCAGAUUUCCCAGUAUCUGCUAAAGAGAGCCCUUGGCCCUGGAAUGCAGUUUCAACACAAACUUCACAUUGUUUACCUUGUGAAUGAUAUUCUGCACCACUGUCAAAGGAAAGGAGCUCAGGACCUUCAGAAGAGUCUUGAGGAUAUUGUAGUACCUUUGUUUUUUUGUACACAGAUAGGGGAAUCAGCAGAAAAUCUGCAGAAAAUAACAAAAGUCUUAGGAAUUUGGGAAAGUCAUAAUCUUUUUGACCCAUCUCUCCUACAGGAACUGAAAAACACUGAAGCAGGCCAGAGUAAAGUUGACGCAGCUCGUGAGCAGAUGUUUAGUCAAGGUUUUUAUACUGCACCUGAACGCCAUCAGCCACAUUAUCAGCAGCCACAAGAUAGCCAACAGAAUCCACAAUCAGACCAGCAAGCUCCUGGAAGAGAAGAUAAUUUGAAGCAGCCAACAGUAGAGGGAGGCUCCCAAGGAACAGGGGAUGAGGCAAAACAACAGGUCAUUGAAAAAGGAAAAGAAGAAAAUGCAGAGCAAAUACCAUCAGAAGAUGCUGAGACAAGAGUGCAAAAUCAGAAGGAGGCAACCAUGCAGCAACCAUACCAACCACCACCUUAUCAGCAACAUCCUCCACCCUUCCCUCCCCCAUUUGGUGAUCAGAGACCCCAGUUCUAUGGGCGUGGCCCACCACCAUUUCCUCCUCAUUUUCCACCUCCACCCUACGUACCAGAUUUCAGACACCCCCCACCCAUGUUUGGUGGGCCCCGACCCCCUAACUUCCACGAUGAAGGAUACCAUGUGAGGCCACCACCACCGCAAUUCCGUGGUCCACCACAACAGUUUGACUAUCAACACCAGAUGCCAGAGUUUGAGCAGUACGAGGGUAGAGGGCUUCCUCCACCCAUGGUGAAUGACUACAAUCAUGGCAGAAUGCAAGAAGAGGAGGGGUAUGGCAUGGAGGAGUAUGAGAUGCCACCUGAACCUCCCAUACCUGAGCCUAUUAUACCAACUGCAAUGUACUAUGAUCUUCCUGCUGGUCUCAUGGCUCCGUUAGUAGGGCUGCCAGACGUUGACUACAAGCCAAUAGAUCCAGCUUCUCUUCGUCUUCCUGCACCACAGCCACCAAGUGAAAGACUUCUUGCUGCAGUAGAAGCGUUUUACAGUCCACCUAGUCACGAGAGGCCUAGGAACAGUGAAGGGUGGGAGCAAAGUGGUUUGUUUGAGUUUUACAAAGCAAAGCUGAAGUACAUAAAAGAUCGAGAGGAAGCAGAGAAACUCAAAGUGCAAGAAAUUCCUCCAAGCAGAUCAAGGUCCCAUUCCAAAUCUCCCCGGCCACGCUCUCGUUCUCGCUCCCAAUCCCCUCGUCAGCGGCGGUCUCGUUCUCGCUCUAGAUCCCCUAGAAGACGGCAUUCACGGAGCAGGUCCAACUCUCCAAGACGAAGAAGGUCACGCUCAAAAUCUCGAUCACGUUCAAGAUCACGCUCACGUUCACGCUCCAGGUCACGAUCACGUUCAAUCUCACCAAUGUUCAAGUCCAACAGAAGUCCUGGUAGAAGUCCAACGCCUCCAAGUUUUCAUCCGUCGUACACAUCAAAGGUCCCUGAACAAAGACUGGAUGAAAGCAACGUCGGACAUCAGAUGCUCAAGAAAAUGGGUUGGGAAGGAGCUGGACUGGGUAGAAGUAUGCAAGGGAUACAGGAUCCAAUAUCAGGGGGGGAGAUUCGGGAUAAGUUUGACAAGUUCAAGGGGGUUGGUGCAGACAUGAAGGACCCGUUCGAAGCAUAUCGGAAGAGUAAAAGUUAUUCUUUUUUGGGUUCACGUAUCGCUAAAUCAGAAGCCAAAGCAGCUGCAAAGGCAGCAGCGAGAGCAGAGAGAAAGAAAGAUUGAAACUGUGAACAGAAGAGGAAGUGUAUUUAAGACAAGAGGCACGGAAAUCGCUAGGGAAGUUAUCCUCGUGGUGCGUUGAAAAGGGACUCGAAUUGAGCCAUGGUUUUGUCAAAGACCUCGAGUAGCUGCUUCACCUAAGUUGGUAUGACAACGACCCGCGCGUGUUGGGGUUUCGUAAUAACUCCCCGGAUGCAUUCAUCGAAGAUUCGUGAACUUCCCAACCCCCCCCCCCGCCCCUCCCCUUCCUGACAUCUAUAGAUUCAGCUAGGCUUCGUGCUGUUCUCCAGCUUACAUUCAUAGGGAGCCCGUAAUCUUUUGACUUUUACAGCAUGUUUAUAUUAAUAACUAUUGCACUGUACACUGCUUGCUCAGUUUAAUUACUUGUGUAUCCAUACUAAUUAUUAAAGAGCUUUACACUUCAUGCAUAGCUUUAACUACGCAAAAAUUAAACAAAGCUUAAAAUUUGAAAACUAACUGAGAUAAAAGAGACAAAAAAUAAUUAAAAUUCUUUUAAACUC